Liolophura sinensis is the source of this 5410-nucleotide messenger RNA. RefSeq lists its product as uncharacterized. The record is from RefSeq and is a predicted model, not a curated record. The coding region runs from base 62 to 1099 and encodes 345 amino acids. The transcript has 5 exons. Lineage: Eukaryota; Metazoa; Mollusca; Polyplacophora; Chitonida; Chitonidae.
GACUCUGAUGUUAUAUGAUAUGUUGAAAAUCGAAGAUUGAUACAACUGGUUAAGAACAAGAAUGGGUUCUGGUCAGAGUAAAAAUGAUUCGGGUCCAGUGAACAAAAACAAUAACGGACAGGGUUUGCCAGUGCAAAAUGAUCGUAACGAUGGACGCAAGAAGUCACCGGAAACAACAACAACACGAUCACCUCAGAGAAAUGUCAUUAAUGAUUCGAAUGAAGAAAGCCAAAAACAUCUGACGAAAGAUGUCAGAGGGGACAGUAAAACAGAUGAGAAAAGGGAGAAUGACAUGAAUGAAAAUGAGGGGCUAGUGGUGAGAAAUUCAUAUGAUGAAGUGUCAAACGACAAUGGAAACGGCCGGAAAAAUGACAGUCGUUGGGAAACAGAUAAUGUUCUAACAGUAAAAUCAAAGCAAACAUCUCCACAAAAGAUUAGGUCGGUGACGAAAGCGGAAUCGAAUAACCUGGUGGAGUUUGUGGAAUCUAGUGACGACGAAUCAGAUACAGACAGUUUGCUAGGGAUAGCCACAGGAAAAUUUGACAAGAAAAAAUGGGGGCAGUCAAAAUCUGAACAAAAAGCUAAAGCCAUUAAUCUUCCAUUGCCAGCCCCUUCAAAUCAACCAAAUCACAGCUUGGUCUUUGAGCAAGAAAGAGCGCUGAACGAGUAUAACAUUCUUCAGGGAUAUGCAAGAGAUUCGUCUCCAAGAAAGAAAGCUGCGAGCAGUGUUAGUCAUACUAACGCGGAGGAUAGUAUGGAUGCAUACCCAGAAUCCUAUGCACAAAAAUUGCAACGUGAUCAGCACAGACUAAAUCAAGCUUUGAUGAUACGUGAAAAAACAAUUCAUCGAAAUCCAGAUGAAUGGGCUUUAGAAGAGAGUAUUGUGCAAGGAUUUGAUGCUGAUAGAUUUAAGGCUGCCAACCAAAGACAGGUACAGCAGUCACAGGGAGUUCUUGAAAAGUCAUAUGUUGACAAUAGCCCAGCUGAGGGACCGUACAAUUCCAAGCGAAGCUAUGGACAUAGAGCCCAUGGAACGCCCAGCUACAAUUCGGAAGACGAAGACCUCAUGAAUGAGAUUGAGAGGGAGUUUGACUUUUAAAGAUCAUCUAUGUGGAACCAAUAUUACUAGCUUGCAAUUUGGCAAGUGAUGUGGUAUCACUGAGAACAGCAAGCCCAUUCUGUUGUUCUGCUAUUUUCAAAUCCAUCCAAACCUGCAAAUAGUCGUGGGUUUCCCCUGGGCUCUGCCCGGUUUACUCCCACCAUGAUGCUGGCCGCCGUUGAAUAAGUGAAAUAUUCUUGAGUACAGCGUAAAACACGAAUCAAAUAAAUCAAAUAAAUAAAUCUAAUCCAUCCAUAGUUAUAUGUACAUGUAAGACUGCUGAAGUUUAGAAUCUGUUGUAUUAUAGCUCUGUUUUACCAAAGGCUGAUUUAUCAUCAGUCAGAUUUAUAAUUGUUCCUUUAUUUUAGUUAAACGAUACUCUAGAAAUUCUUGAAUAUAACUUAGUAGCUCGUAGCAUUGUUUUAAUUUAAGUCAGUUAAUAAUGGGUAGAAGUGCCAAUGGUUUUUAUUUGAAAGUUUUAAAAUUAUAAAAUUGCAGAUUAGGAGCAGAUAGUCUGGAGGUCACAGCAAAUGAGUUGCCGUCAUUUCAAUGAAUUAUCUCCCCUGAACAGCAGAAUUUUCUGCUGUGUGAAAUGGGUACACAAUCGAUUCUGAUUCGCUGGUGUGUCCAGGCUUUGCCUUGCCUAAGCUGAAUUUUAGGUGUGGUACAUGUGUUCAAAUGUGACCAAGGCUGCAAGAUAUAACCCUGGAAACACUAUCUCUACUGUCGGCCAAUCGGCAUUGAUUCUGUAUCCUUUAAAGCACAUGCGCAGAGUAGUAUGGAUUUUAAUGAUCUGGCCAGUGAGCUCUUUGGCCCUUUUUGCAAAAGAUUUAUACCUCACAGUCUGUGUGACAGGGGAGAUAAACAAGUAUUAAGUUAAAUAAGUUUCAUUUUGCCAUCUUCAGCGUCCAAUAUCAAUAUAUUAUGCAGCAGUAGUACAGCAGACUUGUUCAACCUGUGACUAAGUUUUAUAGAUCGACUCUUAAUUAGUGUUGCUUUGUAUUUACUGAUAUAUUAAGUUAUUGUUAUUUUGACUAUAUUUUUCAGAGUUUUAUUCUGUCUUCAUUUUUAAUGUUCUGCUGGUGGAGCGUAUCAACCUUUACAGAUAUGAACCGGGUAGAGAAGACUUUAUAGGGUUAUUUUAAGGACAAAUUUGUUGACAGCGAGAUGUUCACAUGGUUUAUUUGUUUUAUUCUGAUUUAUCUAAAAAUGAACUUUGUUGUUCAGUUUUGCUUUUCAGAAUUGUUACUGCUGUACAGCGCUACCAUACUUCCUGAACCUUUUCGCAUAUGAGCGAGCAACGUGCAACGUCAAAAUGAAUGGAGCAGUUGCCUAAUAAAAUACAGGAAGGUCUGUCAGCAGCCUGCGGAUGGUCAUGGGUUACCCCCAGGCUCUGCCUGGUUUCCACCCACCAUAAUGCUGGCAGCCGUCAUAUAAGUGAAAUAGUUUUGAGUACAGCAUAAAACACCAACCAAAUAAAUUAAUAAAUAAAAAAGAAAAUACAGAGAUAUUUUAUAGGAAGUAAUGUGCGAGAUGUCUCUGCAUAGUAGAAUUUAUUUCGCUGUAUGUGAAAUCAAAAUGCAAUUUGUAUGAAUUGUAUGAAGAAAACCGAAUUUUCUUCUUGGAACACCCUAGCUGCAACAGUUUCAGUACUGAACUGUCACCUCUAUAAAUCAGCUUCCAGUCAUGGCACACUAUCACAUGGGACCAUGGUAAAGAAGACAAAUAUUAUGUAUCUGCUACAUGUAUUAUAGGGAAGGGGACAGGAUGAUGGCUAGUUGUCGGUUCAGACAAUAGAGUGUGAGAUACAUUUCAUUCCUGGACACGGUGGCAGUAUGGAAACAAAUAUUUGUUUUAAUGGGAGCAGGCUUCCCUAGUGUUUCUUCUUGAGGUUGAAAGCAGAUGUGAUGCUGGGCUAAGUUAAACUAGUUGCAGGUGAACUUUGACCCUGGUGACAUUUCCAGUUAUGGUACGCAUACACCAACCUUUGCAGUAGUUACAGCUAGGCCUAGAACCACCGGGAACAAUGUCCACAGUCAGCCAUUCAGUGUGUUUGGGUUGUUUGAUUUUAUGAGUGAACAAUAUGCAAAUUAAAUGUACGUGUAUAUUAAACUUUUACCAGUAUGUGAAAUUUGCUGAUCAGAAUAUUUACAUUUUCAAUCCGUCCAAGAUAUUUAGUGCUCAUCUGUGAUUCCAGAAUUGAGUUUUUUCUUCUCAAUUUUUGCACAAUUUUGAAACUUGAAGAUCUUAAAAGUUACUAUGUGUAUAUAUCAAUGGGAUUGUAUAUUGAUUAAAACAGUGCUAAGGAGCAGUGUUGUUUUCUUAAAGUAAAAGAAAGCUAAAAUGUGGAGUAAGGUUCAACAUACAGGUAACUGAAAACUAUACGUAAAAAUACUUUUAGAUUUUUUUAAAAAGUGUUGAAAGGCAUUCAGAUAUUUAAAACUAUGGUGGGCUUUGAGCCAUACUGACAGUAUCUAGGAAAUCUGACGUCACAUCACCUUUUUUUUUUUCCAGAUGUUCACCAGAAGGAAGGAAAUUUUCAUUAUUUCAUGCAUCUUUCACUCCUGGGUAAAAAGAGUUAAUCAACAUUCUGUGUUGUGAUAGAGUUGAAAAAACUUCCUGUGACGUCAGAGUUCCCAAACUCUAACAGUAUGGUCCACAAAGCUCACUGUAGAAUUCAUAUGUUUGAGGCCAUUUAGCUUUUCUCACAAAAUUGUAAAAAAAAAAAAAUAAAUGAAAGUAUAUUUAUAUAUAGGUUAAAGUGGUCUAUUUAGUGAUGCCUACUUUGAUUUUUGGAGGUCUUUUCCUUUAAGGUUGUUAGGGAAUGUCUCUUAAAAAUGAAAUGAAAAUGUCAAUUUUUUUUAAAUUAAAGAACAUGUUUUCAUGUUUACAUCUGUGAUAGUGAAUUGAAUAAGUUAGUAUGAAACAUUCCAUGGAGCUCUUAGUUUUUACAAAUGUUACUCCAGUAAGGAGUGUGAAGUGCAUAUUUAACAUGCAUAAUGUAUGUAGUGUAUACAUUUUCUUCAUCUAUUAUCUCAUUUGUCAGGAAGAGAUUAAAGCAUUCCCUAACUCCAUAUUUUAAUAUGCAGUUUUUUGUUUUGUUCGAUGUUGUUUUUUCAGUUGCCUGGUGUUUGGUAGUUGCACAGUUAUAUACACAGUAUUAACUUCAAGCUGAACUAAAGUUCCGUUUGUUCCAAAGUGAGAACGGUUUAACAAGAUUUAACUUUUAUACGUCUGUGAUACAGUUUUUAAACAACAGUUUAAAGAGCUGGCUGUUGGGAAUAGACAUUUAUGUUAGUUGUGAUAGCUAUUGGUGAAGUAUAUUUAUCUGUAAUUAGAGUCUGUCAGUCGGUAAUUUUUAAGUUGGGUGUGACAUACUUUACGACUAUUCCACCAUCCAUGUUGGAUGGGGGAAGGUUAAGAAUAGAAAUAAGACAUAGGUGGAUAACUGUUUCCUUGUCCAUUGGGACUCGACAUUUCCUGCCUUUGAUGAAAAGUCUGUUCCUAGCUUUGCAAAACACACCAUUCUCUGCCGUUACUCUUCAGUGCUUGUGAACUACCCUUUUGCUUUACAAACACAAUAGCAGAGUUUUGAGUUCGAAAUCUUUUUUUCAUCAUAGGUAAAAACAGUCCACCUGUAUCAUGUGACUUUUGAAAAAUUGUUAGGCAACUUUUGUUGACAUUAAUUUACCUAUCACUUGUCUCACCGUGUUUAAGAGGCAAAAAUAAAAUCCUGCAAUUGUUGCCUAACAUUUUUGACAGGUCACACGAAGCAGUAGGACUUUUUCAGCAAUAAAAGAGUUUGAACACAAAAUUCCCCUGUUGUACAGAAACAGAGCCGUAAUAGAGAAAAAAAGAGUACACCAACCUAUUUUAGGCCGACAAUGCUCCCAAAAGACCUUUCCAAACUGCUAAUCAAGAACACGCAGUUGACCAAUCAUAAGUAGUCAUAAGUUAAAAAUAGGUCAACCGGAUGUCCUAACACAAUGAUUACAAAUGUUCAAUCUUUCUGUGACAUCAGUGUCUCGUGCCGUGACAUUUGAUGGAUUUUUUGUCUAUUCAAUAUUGUACAAGAGUACUAAAGUGCAAGCUUUUAGAUUUGUUGCCAAUUUUGCUGUGAAAUGUACAUUAGAUCAUGUUGGUCUAAACAUGUUCAGGUGAAAUAUAUCUAUUGUACUCCAUAAUGCAAUGUGUUGUUGGUUAAAGUGUUAUUAUUGUAAUAGGAGAUAAAAAUGAUAAUGCUAACUGUAUCUAAUUUGGUGAAUUAAGAGUGAGAGUGUUGGAGUAAGUGGUUAAGAUGUGCCAGUUUUU